AUGAAGAUCUCAUCAAUUACUUUAUUUGCUGCUGUGGUGGCAGGGUCCUUUGCCGAAGCGGUCCCAGCCCAUCGUCGUGGAGCGGAUCUGAAGCCCAGGUACUAUUUUCCAAGGGUCGUGAAGAGGCAGGUCGUCACAUUUGACAACUCGACCACGACGGAUUCAGGGAUAGGUAGCUUGAUUUCGUCGGUAUCUGAUGCUCUGUCCGGGGUCGCAUCAGCAAUCUCGGGCGAUUCGUCAACGACGACACCAGCAACCACCGACGCACAGACGACCGACACCGCUUCAGUCGAUACUGCCACAGUGACCGACACUUCCACCAACACGGGGACGGAUCCAGCGACAACGCCUACAGAUACGGCUACGCCUUCAGCUACAGAUACAAGCAUCGCCACGAUCACGGAUGCUUCCGGUAAUCCAUCAGCAACUGACGUUCCUACCAGUAUCAACACUGAUACCACUGCGACUGGAACGGACACGGCCACCAUCACCGACACGGCUACCACGAGCUCGACAUCCGACGAUGGCGGUAUCACUCUUGGACUUGGUUCGAUCAUUACGAGUGAUUCAUCCUCAGACACGACCACUGCCACCACAACAGACACGGCGGCUGCGGCAUCGAGCACUGCUGCAGCGGAGUCAGCUCUCUCAUCUGCCAGCGAUGCUGCAACUUCAAUUUUGUCCGUUGCGAGCUCUUUACAAUCAGUUGCGGCGACAGCCUCGGGUACAGACAUCGCUUCUAUUUCGUCAGCCUUGUCCUCAGCUGCAGAGGUCGCGUCUUCAAUUGCGUCCGAUGUGAGCUCAGCAAAUUCGGUCAUCACUUCCGCAACUGCCACUACCACUUCGAGCCCGGCUGAUGUGACUUCUGAUCUCGGCUCCUAUAUCUCUGAUGCAACGUCGACGCCCCCAAUCACGUCGCCAACCAUCACGGAUGGGAAUACGCCAACUGGUACACCCACCACUACGCCGACAGACUCUCCAACGCCGCCGCCGCCAACAGACAGUUCUACCACCAGUCCAAUGUCGCCUACGGAUUCACCCACAGGUGACCCAACUAUCUCCACGACCACCAGCCCCCCGACUGUUGGUCCAACCGAUCCCCCUACCACCACUCCAACCACUACUCCAACUGAUACACCGACUGAUCCUCCGACGACCACGCCUAUCGGUCCGACAGAUACCCCCGGCAAUAACACGGUCACGACUCCUACCAUGACACCAACUGACACAGCCAGCGACACCCCGACAACUUUCCCUACCGUGACUCCAACGCCAUUCAUUGGGAAUUUGACGACCCCAGUUGUGACCCCUACCACGACUGACAAAUCCACAACCUCGGGGCCCCUGGUCAACACUGUCAAGCCCACUGGGACGGACUCGGCGACGGCUUUCACUCCGGAUUCAAGCAUCAUUUCUGCUACGACAACUGCCCCCACUGAAACGUCCAAGUCAGCUUCGACAAGCGCUGCGGUUCUCCCGACGACUCUCCCUCGAGUGAUUCAGCCUCAAGGCGGUGUGCCUGAUGCGCCAAAUAACUCUACCUUGAUCCAGCUUGGAUUUAAUUACGGUCUCAACUACGCUUUUGUCGUGUCGUCGCCCACUGCUGUGUCUCAGAUAUUCUCUUAUCUCCCUGUUGGUGUUUCUCACGGGCUGGGUAUUGAUCUGAGUGAAGUUGUGAUGCAGUACCUCCAACCGUACAAUACCCUGGAUACCUUGAACUACAUUACGACAUUAGCCAUGGCUUUCAUCCCGUCGGACAAAGUUGAUACUCUCUCCCUGCAACUCCUGAACCCUAACUCGGAUCUCUACAACAAUCCGAACCCCUCUGUGGUGACUCUGAUGAGUAUGAUUGACCCUUCGAUUCCAAUUCUGCCUGGAUCUCAAAUGGCCGGUGGAGGUACGCCUGUGAACUCGGCAAAUUCUGCCGCCACCACUUCUGACCAAGGUGGUUCUGGCGAUGACGGCGCUCCCAGUAGUUCGGACUCUGGAAGCUCUCCCGUUCGCCCAUCCUCCGUCGGCAUCGCGGUGGGAGCGGUGGCUGGGGCCGCAGUCUAUGGAGCCGCCAUGUUCCUUGUUGCACGGAGGUACAAGAGGAGGAAAUCUGGCCACCAAAGGUCAAGCAGCAUGCAGUCAGGCAACCGUGGACCUCGUCCCGGCGAACAGUCAAACCUCAUGGUCGGCGCACGAGGCAGCUACGGCACCCGAUUCGGUGGAAGGACGUCCCGAACCAGUGAUCGCAGCAAUUCUCAACGAAGUGGACGGACGUAUAUUAGUCCUCCGGUAAUGGCUGAGAAUAGUUUGGGAUGGAACUGA
Molecule: messenger RNA, 2313 nt
Organism: Cladophialophora psammophila CBS 110553
Lineage: Eukaryota; Fungi; Ascomycota; Eurotiomycetes; Chaetothyriales; Herpotrichiellaceae
Exons: 1
Coding region: 1-2313 (770 amino acids)
Biological process (GO): fungal-type cell wall organization; establishment of cell polarity; osmosensory signaling pathway via Sho1 osmosensor
Cellular component (GO): cell surface; site of polarized growth; plasma membrane
Molecular function (GO): osmosensor activity
Source: RefSeq, a predicted model, not a curated record